Naegleria fowleri is the source of this 1701-nucleotide messenger RNA. RefSeq lists its product as uncharacterized. NCBI's taxonomy places the organism in Eukaryota, Heterolobosea, Eutetramitea, Acrasida, Naegleriidae. The transcript has a single exon. The record is from RefSeq and is a predicted model, not a curated record. Gene Ontology annotation, molecular function: GTPase activator activity. The coding region runs from base 1 to 1701 and encodes 566 amino acids.
AUGGGAGUGAAUCAAUCAUCAUCCUCUCUUGCGCGAAAGAGAGAAUUGCUCUAUCAUGGUGGUGAAGAUGCAUCAUCCAUUACUACCAUGACCACCAAUGUCACCCAUUCUACCACCACAACCUCAACCACCACCACAUUGAAUCAUGUCGGUUCUCUUGACCAUCCUCCACCUUCUUCCAUUCCAAGUUGCCUUCCACAGCAACAACAACCAUCGCAAAAGAAUGGCUUCUCUCGAAACAGAGCAUCCAUUGGAUUAUUAAUUCACCGAGGUUUUCAUGAAAAUCACCUCCAUCGUGCUACUGUUGGCAGCAGUAGUGAUCAUGGCACUUCAAACAACAACAACAAUGAAAAGAAACGUUUCACCAUUUCAUUAUUCACAAGAUCCUCCUCUUCCUCCAAAUCACCAACCUCGAAUUUCUAUGAAGAAGAUUCUUCUGCGCAGAUGGUGAUGAAGAGUAGUAGCAGUGGUAACAAGUCAAAAAGCAGUGCUAUCACUACUACUCAAAGCCUGAGUGAACCCUCUUCUCCCAAUCAGAAAUCUCGAGUCCUUAUCCGAGGAGGAGGAAGACAAGGACAACUUCACUCCUCAGGCUGCUCUCCAACAACACUUCUCUCUUCUUCCUUCUCGGCCAGCAGCAGUCAUGGAUCAAGUAGUAAUAGUAGUACUUGUAGUAGUGGUAGUGGUGGACAACAACAACCAAGCUUACUCGUAAUUCCAACUACGAAUCCAUCAAUGGGUGCUUUGGAUGGCAAAAUCAAAUCACUUUCUCCUUCUGCUCAUCGACAAGGUUAUUUAUCAGGUCUACUCAAGAGAAGAUCCAAACGAUCAUCCUCACAACCGAGCACUCUCACCACAACCACUCAUUCAAUUAUUUCAGACUCCAAUCAAGUCUCCAGUUGUCUUUCCUCUCAUCCCUCUUACCAACUAUAUCCACCUGACUCUCUUACGGACGAAGAGAAUACACUCUUCUCAACCAUGUAUCCAUCCAUCAAUGCAAAAGAAGUUAUUUCAUUACUGAGAGAUCCAAUUGGAUUGGAACUUUUUUACGAUUAUUGUUCCAAACAAAUGUGCAGUGAAAAUAUUGAACUAUUCAAAGAAUUGGAAUGGUUGGAAAAUAGAAUUCCCAAUUUGUCUUCGACAUCAAGGGUGAAACAUAUCAAAUCCAUUCAUGAGAAGUUUUUAAGCAUGGAGAGUGAAUUGGAGGUGAAUGUCUCUCAUCAUGCAAGACAACUCAUUGAAAAAGAGAGACAUUCAAAGAAAAUUGAUGUCGAAUCCACACUGACACUUGUGGAUUUUCUGAAAAGAGAUGUCUGUACUAAUUUAUUUGACGCAUUCUCUCGUUUCAUUCAAACAAAGGAAUAUAUACAAUGGAGAGAAGUGAAAUGUAUGAAAUACAACAACAGUACGAGUAGUACUAGUAGUAGUGCUCCAAGAUCCCAUGAGAGUGCUAAUUGUGGACACCAUUUCACCAUUUCUGGAAAUGCUCAAGAUGAAAAAAACCUAACGAAAACAGAUCCUGCACGAAUCUCGACCUCUUCUUGUGAUGAAGCGAGUUAUUCCUUUGGUAGUAACAGCCUCUUUGGCAACUCCGUUUCAGAUUUUCAAUUCGCUAACCUUACUCCACCAAACCUGUGCGAAAAUCAGUUUGCACUCAAUGAACAUUCUGACCACAAAACGCUAUUCACACCAACCAUGUGA